Molecule: messenger RNA, 1371 nt
Organism: Glarea lozoyensis ATCC 20868
Lineage: Eukaryota; Fungi; Ascomycota; Leotiomycetes; Helotiales; Helotiaceae
Exons: 2
Coding region: 1-1371 (456 amino acids)
Biological process (GO): protein processing; GPI anchor biosynthetic process
Cellular component (GO): endoplasmic reticulum membrane; glycosylphosphatidylinositol-mannosyltransferase I complex
Molecular function (GO): mannosyltransferase activity
Source: RefSeq, a predicted model, not a curated record
AUGCGCCAAAGAAUAACCUUCAUCCAAGAACCGGAAUAUUCCACGGACCCUAAAACCAUCCACGUAACGAAAAAUGAAAAAAUUUCAACUCUUUCCGCGAAAAAUGUUAUAGCAGCCCGAGAAGAUAGGAUAACGUUUGGGUUUGAAGAGCUACCGCAGGAGUUGUAUAGGUUGUUGAAGGGAUGUCAUGAGUUGCAUAUAAGAUGGGUGUCGGAGAGGGAGUAUUCGACGUUGGGACCUAUGGCCUCGUUUACCAAACUCCCAGUUGAGCGCUUCUCUCUGUCCGCUGCUACGCAAUAUUAUACACCACUCUCCAGUUUAAAGGAUGGUUUCCAAACGUACCUUGAAAACAAGAUAUGUAGCAGAUCAAACUCAAUGUGCCUCUCUCGGGUCCAAGAACUCGAUACAGCAGCUUCUCUCGACAUAGACUACGAUACCAUCUCCCACGCCCUAACAAUCACUGCCUUCUGGCCACCCACCCAAUGGGACAUAGACCUCCAAAACACCAACCCAAAAGAACGCAUGGAGGUUGGAAUCCUCUCCGUCGUACCACCCCAAGAACGCGAGGAGUUAUCCCUAGGAGGUUUCCUCACCGUCGUAGGCGAAGACACCAAACCCUCACCAACACUCUUCUCCUUCCCCGCGCGCCACCACUCCCUUCCCCAAACUUUCAGCACCUCAUUCAACUCCCCAACCGGUCUCCACCCGACCCUCAAACUAUCCAUCUCCGCCAGCGAACCCCCUUUUCCUCCAGAUGAGCGCUCCUGCUCCCUUCACGCCCACCUCACCCUCCCCCGCGCCCUCUUCCCAGAUAAAUACCAGUUCUCUGACCCUCUCUACCUCGCCUCAAAAAACCUCUCAGCACUCCACCACAUCACCUCCCCCAUCGACCUCGAAGCCCCUUCUUACACCCUAACCACUUGGGGCUCCACGCUCCUUCUCGCCCUCGCACCGCCAACACUAGGCCCCUCUUUCACAGCUGAAAUCCCACUACACCUCCGCUACCUUCCACCGUCACAUAACAGCAGUACAUACCUGGAAUUCGCGUACCCAACGCUCUUCUGGGCGUGUCCAGAGGACGAGGGCACGAAAUUUCCGAUCAAUCCGUUUGAUCGCACGAAUGUUGGGUACGAUGGGUUGUUUGGGCCGAGGACCAUGUUUUAUCAUCUAUCUCCUGAGGCUAGCGAAGGGGGGAGGUUGGUGAACGGGCUUGAGGUGCCGGUUUUGGGGUUGGAGGCAAGUGGAUGGGUGGAGUGGGGGACGGGGGCGGUUGUUGCGGUUGGGUUUGCGUGGGUGGUGUGGUGUCUGUUGGUGGGUUGGGGAGGUGGAUAUGGUGGAAAGAAAGAGGAAGGGAGGAAGAAGAGGGAGUGA